Molecule: messenger RNA, 1608 nt
Organism: Lycium ferocissimum
Lineage: Eukaryota; Viridiplantae; Streptophyta; Magnoliopsida; Solanales; Solanaceae
Product: 3-hydroxyisobutyryl-CoA hydrolase-like protein 5
Exons: 16
Coding region: 131-1288 (385 amino acids)
Biological process (GO): L-valine catabolic process
Molecular function (GO): 3-hydroxyisobutyryl-CoA hydrolase activity
Source: RefSeq, a predicted model, not a curated record
CAAAAAAUCCCACCCUUCUUUUCAUUUUUUUUUUUUUAACUCAUUUCAACUUCUUAUUGUAACUGUAAUUUAGUGAUAUACCUAUUAAGUUCCAAGUUCUUGUUUUUGGAGUGUAGCUGUUUGAUUAAUUAUGGCUCAAGAAAUAGUAAACCCAGAUGGAGAGGUUGUUUUGGCUGAAGAACUUGGAAAUGCUAGAGUGGUGACUUUAAAUCGCCCAAAACAGUUGAAUGUCAUUUCAUCCAAAGUGGUAAAAUUGCUGGCAGCAAAUCUCGAGAAGUGGGAGAAAGAUGAGAAUGCAAAACUUGUUAUCAUCAAGGGUGCUGGCCGGGCUUUUUCUGCUGGUGGGGACUUGAAAAUGUUCUAUGAUGGCAGGAAUUCAAAGGAUUCCUGCCUCGAAGUUGUAUAUCGAAUGUAUUGGCUUUGCAAUCACAUUCAUACAUAUAAAAAAACCACGGUUGCUCUUGUUCAAGGAAUCUCAAUGGGUGGAGGUGCAUCUUUAAUGGCUCCGAUGAAGUUCUCUGUUGUGACUGAAAAGACGGUUUUUGCCACACCUGAAGCAAGUAUAGGCUACCACACGGACUGUGGUUUCUCAUACAUACUUUCUCGCCUUCCUGGUAGACUGGGGGAAUACUUGGCUUUAACAGGAGCGAGGCUGAACGGUAAAGAAUUAGUUGCUGCUGGACUUGCAACACAUUUUGUACCUUUGGAGAAACUGCCUGAGCUAGAGAAGCACUUAUUAAGGUUAAACACUGGCGACGAGGCUGCUGUCGGAUCUGCAAUCAAGGAGUUCUCGACAGAUGUUCAGAUUGAUGAAGAAAGUAUCUUGAAAAAGCAGUCAAUAAUCGAUGAGUGCUUCUCCAAGGAUUCUGUUGCAGAGAUUAUUAGCUCAUUCGAAGCUGAGGCAGGCAAAGAAGGAAAUAGUUGGAUUAUGCCGGUGCUUAAAGGCCUAAAAAGAUCAUCCCCAACAGGUCUAAAAAUUACUCUAAGAUCGAUUCGGGAGGGGAGGAAGCAAACGUUGUCUGAAUGUUUGAAGAAGGAAUUUAGAAUAACAAUAAAUACACUAAGAACAAGAAUAUCUGGUGAUGUCUAUGAGGGUAUCAGGGCUCUUACUAUUGACAAGGAUAACUCUCCAAAGUGGGACCCUCCAACUCUUGAAAAGCUUGAGGACGAGCGAGUCAACCUCGUCUUUGAGCCAUUUGAAGAAGAAGAUUUGGAGCUCAAGGUUUCAGAAAAUGAACAGUACAGGUGGACUGGAAAAUACGAGGAUUCAGCAUACUGUCAUCAGUGAGAAACCAAAGUACACUUUAGUAAAUUCUAUGUUGCUCGGACUCUUCAAAAAUGUUGCCGGAUGCAUGCCUGAUCCUUCAAAAGUAAUGCAUUUUUUGAGGAUCCGACACGAGUGCUGCGGCUGUUUUGGAGAUUCCAGGCAACAUAGCGUCAGUUUAACAGCAUUGGGCAUUGCUUUUAUAGUCCUUGCUAUUUUAGCAUACUCUUGAACCAAAAUUAUCUACUGAUGUUAUAGGCUUAUGGCAAUAAUCAAUCAACUCGAUUCUCUGAAGAAAUUGUUCUGUUCUGUCUUGUUUACAUUUUAAUAAUGGUUUUGGCUUA